This is a messenger RNA of Gongylonema pulchrum, 357 nucleotides long. NCBI's taxonomy places the organism in Eukaryota, Metazoa, Nematoda, Chromadorea, Rhabditida, Gongylonematidae. The record is from the annotation of a GenBank genome assembly.
AUGAUUAAAAUGGUGAAAGGCAUUGAGCAUUUUUGCAAAAUCGAACCGCAUGAUCAAAUACAGCUGCUCAAAAACAGUUGCAUGGAGUACAUUAUUCUUCGCGGUGCGAUGUCCUAUGAUCCAGUGCGAAACACCUGGACUGGACCAACAUCUGAUUCCGGAUAUAUAGUUCAAAUGGAUGUGCUGAAGGACACGCAAUCAAAUUUAUUUGAAAAUUCCAUAAGGCUGCUAUUUUCGCUGUGUAAUCAAAAUCAGAAGCGAACGAUUGUGGAACUGAAGGGUUUAAUGGACAAUAUCUCAGAACUGAAGUUUAUGAAUGCUCGUGCACAGUGCAUGUUGCAAGAAGUGGACGCGAGU